GGGAGGAAGGGCUCAGUUUGGUUUGUGCCACCAUUGCCUGCCCUGGGAACUCACAGACCUGAAGCAGCCGGGAUGGGGACACAGGGCCAGAGAUGGGUGCCGUAUAUUCUAUGUGCAGUGCUUGCGACAGUCUCCGCCAUUACCGUAGACACGCCGAACAAAAUAGUUGAAGCCGCUAGAGGGAAGAACGCCACGUUGCCCUGCACCUACCAAAGCGUGGCAGAUAAAACUGGCAGCAUUAUUGGCUGGAAAAAAUUUGAUACCCAGGAUGAGGUUAUCUCCUACUAUUCAGGUGGUGACCGCACAUAUGGAGAUGCUUACACUGGGAGGGUGUCGUUUAUCGGUGACCCGGGGGUUAAUAACGUAGGGAUCACCAUGACUCAGCUGACUAUGCAGGACAAUGGCACGUACCAGUGUGAAGUUAUCAUCCCCAAAGAUCGCAAAGGAACCCCUACUGCCAAAAUGGACCUUGUUGUAUUAGUGGCCCCGACCAAACCCAUCUGUGGCAUCGAAGGGACCUCCGAGUACGGACAAGACAUCAAGCUGAAAUGCAACUCAGUAGAAGGAUCCCCGGUCCCCGACUAUCAGUGGACAAGUUACAACCCCCAGAAUGCACCACGGCAGCUACCACUGACAUCUGUGAGGGAAGGAAGUGAUCUGAAGCUGAAGAACAUCUCGGCCGACACCUCUGGUUAUUAUAUCUGUGUCUCCAAGAACAAAGUGGGGGAAGAGUCCUGUAAUAUCACAGUAGUAGUGAUGCCACCUUCGAUGAACAUCGGGCUCUACGCCGGGAUCAUUGGAGGAGGUGUAGCCGCAGUCAUAGUGAUCGGUAUCCUCGUCUACUGCUGCUGCUGCCGCGACUCUGGGGAUAAAGAGGAUUACGAGAUGGGAUACAGAGAUGAUGAGGAAGAAGUCGAUCCACGGCAACAGAACAAACAGCAGAUGCAGAGAAAUCAGAGGGAGGAAUAUGACGAUGAUGAUGGCUACCAGGAGAGCAAACGAGGCACGGGCCCCCCGGUGCCACCGGCUAACAGCAAACCUCGCAUGCUUAACGAUUCUGCUGAUGCUUAAUGCACAAAUGUAACAAAACUGACUGGAGAACAUUAUUUUUUUUAUAUAUAUCGAAAAGGACUUUUUUAGCAGUUAAGAUACAUUUAUACCCAUCAACUGGAACCCCCCUUUUUUUUUUUUUUACUUUUUUGUAUUGUUUGUCAGAAACAAAAGGGUUAAUAGAGCAGCGGGGACACAGUUAAUUAAUUGAGCACGGAUGUCGGAUUAAGAUUUGUAUUUAUGUUGGUUUUUAAUUAAUAUCUGCGCUGAUAGGGGCCUUACACUGACAUCGCUGGUCAGUUUAGAUGGAGAUGCCCAUAGGGCUGGCUGAGCCAAUGGCUACUACCCGCUAGAGAAUCAUAGCCUGACCCGAACCCCUCGCACUGUCCGGCCUAGAAACCACCCUGUCAGUAAGUGGGUCAGUCUGUCAUUUCUUGGCAUUUUUAGUUUCCCAAUAUUUGUUAAAUGUUUUUUGUAUAAAGUCUGUAUGUGUACAAGGGAACUUGUUUGGUUUAAAGGUAUUUUUUUUGGUUAGGAAGAAAUGAAAAGUAAAGUUUAUAUCCAAAUAUA
This is a messenger RNA of Xenopus tropicalis (tropical clawed frog), 1620 nucleotides long. RefSeq names its product glycoprotein A33 (transmembrane) (gene gpa33). Lineage: Eukaryota; Metazoa; Chordata; Amphibia; Anura; Pipidae. The record is from RefSeq and is marked provisional. Gene Ontology annotation, cellular component: plasma membrane; membrane.